Molecule: messenger RNA, 2083 nt
Organism: Grus americana (Whooping crane)
Lineage: Eukaryota; Metazoa; Chordata; Aves; Gruiformes; Gruidae
Gene: CCDC90B
Product: coiled-coil domain containing 90B
Exons: 9
Coding region: 45-818 (257 amino acids)
Cellular component (GO): mitochondrion
Source: RefSeq, a predicted model, not a curated record
UGGUGUCUGGCGGCGCGGGCCGGAAGCGGCGGGCUCGUGCCGCGAUGAAGGGAGUUCGGCUCCGAGACGCGUUUCUCGCCUGGGGCGGCGGCUCCCGGUCGGGCCCGUUCCCGCUCCCACUCCGGGCCGUGCUGCCUCCGGUUCCUCGGAGAGGUUUUGCUGCCACACUCGUUAGGAAGUCAUACGAUGUCAGAAGAGUUGAAAUCACUCCCCUGGAGCAGAGGAAGGUAACUUUUGAUACCCAUGCUUUAGUGCAGGAUCUGGAAGCCCAUGGCUUUGUGAAGGAACAAGCAGAGACCAUCGUAUCAGCAUUAAUAACCCUGUCGAAUGUCAGCUUAGACACAGUCUAUAAGGAUAUGGUUACACAGGCUCAGCAGGAAAUAACUUUGCAGCAGAUAAUGGCACAUUUGGAUUCCAUUCGAAAAGAUAUGGUCAUCCUGGAGAAAAGUGAAUUUGCAAACUUGAGAGCAGAGAAUGAGAAAAUGAAAAUUGAAUUAGAUCAAGUUAAACAGCAGCUAAUGAAUGAAACCGGUAAAAUCCGAGCAGACAGCAAGCUAGACAUAAACCUGGAAAGGAGCAGAGUGACAGAUAUGUUUACAGAUCAGGAGAGGAAACUGAUGGAAGCAACUACAGAGUUUCAUAAAAAAGAUUCAAGUACCAACAGUGUCAUCUCAGAAAUCAGUAAUAAAAUUGACACUGAAAUAGCUUCCUUAAAAACGCUCAUGGAAUCAAAUAAACUCGAUACAAUACGUUAUUUGGCAGCUUCAGUAUUCACUUGCCUAGCAAUAGCACUGGGAUUUUACAGGUUCUGGAAAUAGAUUUAAAUGGAAUGACUGCAUCAAAUAUGGAUGGAGAAAAGGCCACCCAGGCAACGUCAGUUAGACGAUCAUGCAUGCACUGUACAUAACCUUGGUACCUUUUUGUUUUGAUAUUCUUACUGUGCACUAAAAAUGUUUUCUGAAUAUGUAGCACUACAGAUUAAAAUAAUUGGGGGGGGAAGUAGGCAAAUAGUAUUAUUUCCUUAUCCCCUAAUGUGUGCUAGAAUUAAUUUUGUUUUCUUUUGGAACAUUCUAAAUGGAACAUUCACACUCUGAGCUCCUCUUGAAAUGGAAAUAGUAAACAUUUGAUAUGCCCUUGAAAUGGAAAUAUUAUUCCCAAGUUAGUAUUCCCAAUAUGGGAAUACUAAUGCCAGGUUCCAACAGAUCUACUCUGAUCCAAGUAAGUUAAUCUUAAAUAUAGGAUCUGGAUUUUUGCCUUCAGUCUAUUCCUCUCUUUUCUGAGGGAUUAAAGCCUGGCACUUUGGGGGGUUUUAUUUAUAUAUAAACGCACACUCCAAGGCCUUUAUUGAAGAAUCCUUGUUUUUCUUGAAAACUGGUUUACAUACAUUUAAAAUUUCAUGUAGAACUAAAAUGUCUCCAUAGAUUUUUUUUUUUUUUUUUUUAGCAUCUCUUGCAAUUUCUGUAACCCCAGAGGUCAACAGAAUGGGAGACUUUCUGUCUUUGUCUUUCCAAGGGGAAAUACCUCCACUCUCAGCAACUGUGUACAGCCCUGGGGCAGCUAAGUGCUCUUAACUCCUCCAAGUAGUGCAGAGUAUUUCCAAUAAACCCUCACAUAUUUUCUGGGCAUAGGAUCUGGUUUGUAACGUGGAAAUAUUCAGCAUCUCAGUGGUGCCAGUGUGGUGGUGGUCAUCCUCCUCCCAUGUCCAUGCUCCUCCAGACUCUUCUGUAAUCCUGUGGGACACGCUGACUCCCCUGACUUCUGGUGAUGACCUCUCUACCUUCUGUAAGGACUUCACAACUCUUGUUGCAGAGAUGGGACAUAGCAGGUGGUUGCCUUCCAAAACUGAAUCAGUUACAUCUUGUUGAGUAUAAAUGCAUAUGCUUGGUUUGGUUCUUUUAAUAAAAUAAUAAUUUUUAAAAAAUCUUCCUGGAGUAAACAUUUAAGAGUAGGCCCUUUAUGAGCUAAAGAGUAUGUAGUACUGAUUAGUGGGAAUUUUUUUAUUGCGGUUUUAUUCUGUUUACAGUUGAAUUUGCUGGUAUCAUGGCAAUUCUUAUUCUGUGCAUUAAAUUAUUUAUCUUCAUGA